UCCAUUUGGGAAAGGCCCAGUGUCUUAUCACUGCCAGCUGAUACGACAAUAGUACAUAACGAUCGUGGAGCACGGAAGCGAUUCACAGACUUUCGAAAUGCUGUACCGGUGUUUGAUCGUCGCUUUCUUCGUUGCAGAAGGGUUUGCGCUUGACGCCCGUAUCACCAACGGUGAGACUGCUGUCCCUCACAAGUACCCCUACCAGGUAUCUGUCCAAUGGGGACUACCACCUCUCAUUAAAUACCGUCACAUCUGUGGCGGCUCCAUCAUCCACCCCAGUUGGAUCCUCACCGCUGGCCACUGCAUCACCGAAAUCCCCAAGAUCGGACGAUUCCAAGUCAGCGCCGGAAAGCACAUCAUCAACAAGGAUGAGCCUGGACAAGAGAAUCGUGUCGUCACCCUCAGAUUAGCCCAUCCCAACUACCCAGGAGGUAUUGCCCAACACGACAUCGGUCUCCUCCGCCUGAAGUCCCCCCUGACCUACAACAAGCAUGUCCAACCGGUGGCCCUUCCCACCCAGGACAAGCAGCACACUGGGGAAGUUGUCCUCACUGGUUGGGGUUCGAUCUCUACCACUAUGAUUCCUAAACUCCCUGCACAACUCCAGACCGUCCAGGUGCCGAUCGUUGAUUACGACAGCUGCCUAGAGUCCUUCAAAAAGGCCUCCGGCAAAGUUGAACUGUUCGACACGCAAAUCUGCACAGGACCAAUCGGUGGAAACAUAUCCGCCUGUUCGGGCGACUCGGGUGGUCCCCUCGUCAAGUUCAACACUGAUGGUACACCCGAACAAGUUGGAAUCGUCUCCUGGGGGGUCUACCCAUGCGGAGUUGCUGGCACCCCUUCUGUCUACACUCGAGUGUCUUCUUACGUCGAUUGGAUCAAGUCGAAGGUCAAUGUUUAAUGUGCAACUGGAUUUGUAAUUGAUUUGAGAAAUACUAUGGACAAUAAAGUUUUUUUUAUUGCUGCA
Molecule: messenger RNA, 967 nt
Organism: Diachasmimorpha longicaudata
Lineage: Eukaryota; Metazoa; Arthropoda; Insecta; Hymenoptera; Braconidae
Product: trypsin-1-like
Exons: 3
Coding region: 98-901 (267 amino acids)
Biological process (GO): proteolysis
Molecular function (GO): serine-type endopeptidase activity
Source: RefSeq, a predicted model, not a curated record